AUGAAGGAGAUGCAGGACAAAAAGGCCGAGUUCAUCGAGUACUGCCACGAGGUGGAGCUCGAAAAUGAUCGCAAUAUGGUGUCCACCCAAACCGAGUACGAAAACAAGUUAACCACCGAGAGGAAUGAGACGCAGAUGUGGCGCGGGAAGGCUGGAGUCCUUCAGAAGAAAUUCGAGUCUCAGAGCAAGGAAAUCGACAAUCUUCUUGAAGAGGUGGAGAUACUCAAAGAGGAGCACCAGAAAUCCCAACGUAAUAUACAGAAACAGCUUCGCAACAUUGAAGAUCUGCAAAAGGACAUUGCCGAUCGUGACUAUGCCAUCAAUGGCAAAGAAAAGCGAAUCCAGGACCUGCUGCACAAGAACCAGGAACUGGACAAAUACAAGCAGGUGCUGGGCCAUAAGAUCGCCGAGUUAAAGGCCCAGAUAGAACCAAGGGAGUUUCAGAUCAACGACAAGCGAAAGCACAUCAUUGAAAUGGAGGCGGAGCUGGAAGGCCUCAACCAGAAUAAUCUCCAGUUGGAGCUGCAGUUGAAGGAGAUGCGCGACAAGUACCUAAGCAAUUCCGUCGAGCUUCGGACUGAGCGCCAUCGGGCGAAGGCCUCCCGGGAGUGUUUGCAUGCCAUCUGCUCGGAUAUCUACUAUGUGGCCGGGGAGAUUAACUCAAGCGAAGGCCUCAAGAAGGCCGUGAAGGAACUCUUCCGCAAGCACGCCUCCGACGACGAGCUCAAGCGCUUCGUUAGCCUGGAGGCGGAGGUGAAGGAUGAGUUUAUGCGACAACGCAAGCAAAUCGAAAAUGUCCUGGCGCGGUACAAAACGGUGGCUGAAGACAAGACGGUGCAAAGGAAGUACGACAAGCUUUUCAAGGAGAAUGUUGUUUUGCUGGAGGAAAUCGAAAAGCUGCAAGAGACCAACAAAGUACUGCGCAGCAAGCUCAAGGAAGACAUACGGCGAUCAACGCUCCAAAAAAAAUAA
This is a messenger RNA of Drosophila bipectinata, 972 nucleotides long. RefSeq names its product cilia- and flagella-associated protein 57-like. The record is from RefSeq and is a predicted model, not a curated record. Gene Ontology annotation, biological process: regulation of apoptotic process. NCBI's taxonomy places the organism in Eukaryota, Metazoa, Arthropoda, Insecta, Diptera, Drosophilidae.